This is a messenger RNA of Aplysia californica (California sea hare), 596 nucleotides long. Its product is annotated as probable 4-coumarate--CoA ligase 1. Lineage: Eukaryota; Metazoa; Mollusca; Gastropoda; Aplysiida; Aplysiidae. Gene Ontology annotation, molecular function: CoA-ligase activity. The coding region runs from base 333 to 596 and encodes 87 amino acids. The record is from RefSeq and is a predicted model, not a curated record. The transcript has 2 exons.
CUCUCUCUCUCUCUCUCUCUUCUCUUCUCUUCUCUUCUCUCACACGAACUUAGGCAUAUUUCCAAAUUCUUACAAGACUUUGCGUCUGAAAAAGUGUCAAAGACUUUGGAGACUAAACCCACGCUGCACCAACAUGUUGAUUCCAUUUAUUUAUUGAUGUAUUGAUGUAUUUAUUUAUUUAAUUAUUUAUUUUACGUAGCCCUGCACCGAAGAUGAACUGUAAAUUCUCCGUGGUUUCACAAUGGUUCAUUCAACACACCACGAUUUUCCCUGAAUACACCCGUGUGUAGUGUCAAAAGAUCUUUCCACCUUCUGUCCCAACAGGUUACGGAAUGACAGAGACAAGCCCAGCAACGCACACAGCACCCCUGGAGGGUUGGAAGUUCGGAUCUGUUGGUGUUCCUUUGCCAAACACCGACAGCAAGGUGGUUGAUAUAGAGAGUGGCAGAGAGCUGGGAGCGAACCAGGAGGGAGAAAUCUGGGUUCGAGGUCCUCAAGUGAUGUUAGGUUAUCAUGACAACAAUGAGGCUACACAAGAAGCUUUCGGAGGGGACGGCUGGCUGAAGACAGGCAGGCGCGGCUUCUCUUUUCGCUGA